GGUAAGAUGGCGGAUGAUCGGAAGCGGGCGGAUAAUGCCAAACAUCGGCGGGGGGAGCAGCUGAAACGAUGGCUGGGCUCCGAGACCGACCUCGAGCCGCCCGUCUUCAAGAAGAAGAAGACCCGAGUCAAGUUCGACGAUGGUGCCGUGUUCCUGGCCGCCUGCUCGAGCGGUGAUACUGAGGAGGUGAAGCGGCUGCUGGACCGCGGGGCUGAUAUCAACUAUGCGAAUGUGGAUGGGUUGACGGCGCUGCACCAGGCUUGUAUUGAUGAAAACCUUGAAAUGGUGAAGUUUCUCGUGGAGCAUAGUGCAGAUACUAAUCAGCCAGAUAAUGAGGGCUGGACCCCACUGCAUGCUGUGGCAUCCUGUGGAUAUAUCAAUAUAGCUGAAUACCGAAUAUAUUUGAGACGUAGCUUGGUUCACUUAUGCUUUGUUUCUGGCAUAGGAAUUGAUGUUGAGGCUGCAAGGAAAGAGGAGGAACACCGAAUGCUUCAGGAUGCCCGACAGUGGCUGAACAGUGGCAGAAUCGAAGAUGUAAUAAACACCAAAUCAGGUGGCACAGCUCUCCAUGUGGCUGCUGCGAAAGGCUACUUGGAGGUUUUAAAGCUGCUGAUACAGGCUGGAUAUGAUGUAAAUGUCAAGGACAAUGAUGGGUGGACCCCACUGCAUGCUGCUGCCCAUUGGUGCAAAGAAGAAGCCUGUAGAAUCCUUGUGGAGAAUUUUUCUGAUAUGGAGGCUGUAAAUAAAGUGGGUCAGACUCCUUUUGAUUUAGCAGAUGAAAGUAUUAUUGAGCUUUUAGAGGAACUCCAGAAGAAACAGAAUAUUCUUCGUACUGAGAAACGAGCCGUGAGAUCAACACUCAUUGAAUCAACUGUAAAUUGCAAAGUCCAGACCAAGCACUUGAGUAAAGACACUAUCUUUUCUGAAGAAAAAGAAACAAAGUGUAAAUUGUCUGAGCGAGAAAAACUCAAUGAAGAAAGGAAGAAAGAUGAAUCCAGUAGUUCCAGUUCUGAAGAGGAGGAUGAUGCCUCUGAUUCCGAGUCGGACGUAGAUACAGAGAAGUCAAAGCCAUCCAUCAAAAAUAAUAUAAAUAGCAAACUGAACAGCAGAAGCUUGCAGCUAGCUCCAACCACAGGGCAGUCCACUCGAUUCACAGCUACCACUACAACAAGAAAGAUUGUUAGCCCUUUUCUCAAAUCUCCUGCCAAGGAUGAAGAAGGUAAAGAUGAGUCUCCAGCUUCUUGGAGAUUGGGGUUAAGGAAGACUGGAAGCCAUGAUGCGCUGAGUGAAAUUAGUAGUUCCCAAGCACUGAAAGAGAAGGACUCCCUUGGGAUUAUCCGAUCUGCUUCAAGUCCACGUCUUUCAACCAUAUUUGAUAACCGGGAAAAGGAUAAAGAUAAUAAAACUAGGCUUGUGUAUGUUGCACCAACAAUUCCUAACAGAAGACUACACAGCACAUCUGACAUUGAGGAAAAGGAAAAUAGGGAAUCAGCAGCUAGCCUUGUACGAAGUGGUUCGUAUACAAGACGACAGUGGAAGGAUGACUUCAGAGAUACGAAUCAUGUGGGAAAUGAAAGCAGCAUGUCUGUAAAUGCAUCGACCAUGAACACAGUGCCUUUGUAUCAGCGAAGGUCCUAUCUCACUCCUGUUCGAGAUGAAGAAGCAGAAUCACAGCGAAAAGCUCGAUCCAGGCAGGCCAGACAAACCAGGAGAUCAACACAGGGUGUAACACUAACAGACCUGCAGGAAGCUGAAAAGACAUUCAGUCGAUCUCGAGCUGAGAGACGAGCUCGGGAACAACAGGAGAAGGACGAGAAGGAGAAGCAAGAUGUGGAGAAGCAAGAUGAGAAAGAAAAGCCUUUAACAACACAAGAUACAGAAGAGUACAAGCAUAUAUCAAGUAGAAACCAAGAGGAAGAAUCUGGGGAUUGGCAAUCACGAUAUACGUCACAGCCAGAUAGCCCACUUGGACCUCUCGCAUCGCCUUCCACAUCAGGCAGCUUCCAGUAUUCAGGAAUCCAACCAAACAGAGUGAAUGGAGUUAUAGAUCAAACAUCUUACAGCUCACACUCAAAGAUUUUUACCAAGGAAAUGGAGAACAAUGGUGCCUCUGGAAAAGCAGUUGAAGGUGACAAAGAUGUUAAUGAUAGGCAACUGUCAAUAAGAGAAAGACGAAGGCCGAGGGAGAAGAGACGGUCUACUGGAGUAUCAUACUGGACUCAAGAUGGUGAUGAAAAUGAUGGAAAAGAAGAGGAGAAAGGCAUCUGGGUAAGCUUGAGGUUGGAGAUGUUUCUCCUAAUAUUCUUAACUUAUACCUUUUUCUUACAGGUUUUAACAGAGCUGAAAUCAGACAACCAAAGGCUGAAAGACGAGAAUGGAGCACUAAUCCGAGUAAUUAGUAAACUGUCAAAAUGAAGGCGGUCUUUCUGAGCAACAGGCAAAGGAAGUAAAAUCAGCUGAAAGAGCCUGCUUGCUCUGUGAAAGAACCGUCAAAGUAAAGGAGUAGUUUCCUCGGAAAUGGGAGAGCUUCUAUUUAUAUCUUAUCUGUUCAUGGCUUUCUCCCUGCAUAUGUUGUCUAUGAAUUUUCCUCAAAUUAUGGCCUUAUUCAACAAUAAGGUCAUUAUUCACGUGUUCGAACAGCCUUGUUUACAGGAAAUGUUAGGGUGAAAGUACUGAAUUCUUUUUAAAAAUCCCAGGUGUCUUUGUUGAGGGGAUGCUUGUAGCUUUUCACAAUUGAGCUACAAUUUGAAGGCUUUGAAGAAUGGCUUUAAGAAAUGCCUUCCACUAUGACAUCUGCUCAGUCAUGUUAAUGGUGCACUUCAUUUUGGUUGUGUGUUUGAAAGGAUCCAUCUUUGAUUAUGCAGUAUUCGCUUCUUUGCACAGUAAUUAAAAUCACUGCACAACAUGGCUUAUUUCUUUUUAAAAAUAAAAACCAUCAGCUAGACUGUAUGGUACAGAAAGUAUUAAUUAAAGUGCAAUAUGCUGUUUUAUUAUUUUAAUGUGAUACUCAUUAAAUUCACUGCCUUUAUUUCACUUUAUUUCUGUCUUCAUUAUUAACAGUGAAGUUUGAUUUCUUUUUGCAAUUUUUGUGACUUGGUUUAUUGACCAAGCUUUAAUAUAGUCUGAAAACUUUAGUUGUGUCUCUGUAUCUGUGUGAUUUUGUUAUCUCUCUGUCAGCAGUUGCCGCCUACAUCUUGCAUAUAAGCACUAAGUUCAAAACAAAAAGCUGAUUCAGAUUAGACUUGUGUAUCAAGGCUGGUUCAAACAUGUAUUUUAAUAUACAGUUGCUGGUUUUGCAUUUUGCUCUUGAGACAAACUUUUUUUUGCUUCACCUAUUUUAAACAAAACUAGUUUUGAGUCAUGUGUGUUCUUUUUUUCAUGUGAUCUUGACUUAUUUCACCAAUAAGGGGCAUUACAACUUUAAUGUAGACUCAAAGACGUCUUUUCUAUCUUGAUGUUUUCAAUGCAUGACAAAUAAUAUACUAUAUCCUUGUAUACCACUACUACAGGAAUUUAAAACAAAAUAGUACUUUUCUGUAGCGAGCACUCCCCAUUAAUACAAGAAAGUUCAGGGAAGGGAUCCAUCCAAAGAUGCAUUGUAUAGUCCUUAAUAAUCUAAUGGAAUUCACAGACAAAUGUAGUAAUUUGAAUUGUGUAUUCCAUAGUUAAAAUGUCUCUAUAGACAAUUAUAAUAUGGUACUGAAAUCAAAGUGUGUAUAUUUAUAUAGUGUGUAUGUAUAUAUAAUAUAUUUAUAUAUAAAUGUGAGUGAGAGUGUGUGUGUAUAUUUUCAGUGGUACAAAAAAGGCCAUUGGUUUUGCGUUUUUGUUUACCUUAGUGAAGCCUGCAGCUUACUGAAAAUGCGUUGGCUGUUUUUUAUUAUAAGAAAUAAUUCUGUGCAAAUUCAGGCUUGCAGUAGUAUUGCUGCUGGAUAAAAAAAACAAAGGAAUUGAUUAUUGAGUCCUUUAUACAGUAUGAAGAUUAUGUAUAAAUGAAAUCUCCAUAGGAGAGUUCAGACUGCUGGGAAUUUACAUUAUGCAACUGUUGGUGGCCUUCUUAAAAAUUAUGAAUAUGCUAUUAGACAUAAUUUAGUGUUAUAAUUUGAACAUUUUCAUACCAUGCCGGGAAAUGUACAUGUGGGAAAUGUACACUUUAUUUAAAGCUUGUAAACAUAUCUGUAUUUUUGGUUAUGUAGACCACUAAAUUCAGGUUUGAAAUAGCGUAGUACUGCUAUUGUAUGUAAAUGAAAAGGACUAAACAAGUUGUCACCUUUGCAAAUGCUUCUACUAAAUGUGAGUCUUUACUGCUCUGAAUUCGGUAUAUUAACUUCUUGUGGCGCUUUUGGUUCCAGUGUUUGAGGAGCUCUACUUCAGGUGGGUGCAGGCUCUUGUGUGUCAUGAAGGAGUUUGGUGCAGAUAUGAGGUCAUAACUCUUUGGAAUUGCCAUUUAAAUUUAUAGUUGUCUAAAGAAAAAUAAUCUUUAGGACUCAAGAAUGUACUAAGACUUGCAUUGGUCCAGUUAAAUGUACUUGAGAAUUAAUUGUACCACCAAGUGUAUUAGCAGUGAAUUCACCUUCUGGUAACAUAUUUUCAGGUCAAGGUUAAUGCAGUUUGUAAAAUGGUAAUAUCAGACAUUUUAACAAUAAAACAAGCUUAUAUUUAAGUAAUAAAAAUAUUUUUAUCAUUUACAAGUGACAAUAUGCAAUUCACAAUUUGACUUGCUGUUACAAGUAAAAUGACUGAUGCAAUUUGAAUUAAAGGGAAGUGCAUGUAGUCAGAUCAGAUGUAGGGGGUAUGUGGCAUUUCAACAUGAGCUGGAGAAUGGGUUUGCUGGAGCAGACUGGUUGAUAAUGGAUGGGUUGAUGUGUGGCUGGCUGACUAAAAGGUUCAAUUAAUCAGAUUGAGGGGGACAAAACUAAAAUUAAGUAUCAGUAUAAGGCCCUUAUAGCAGUUAGGUUAGGGUAUUUGUGGAGGAAAUGCACAUAUAAAAUAUUUCUUUUAAAAGGCCUUUUAUUUUCUCAUCUUUUCUUGGUAGUUGUUAAUACACUGCAAACUAUUCUGGGGUUACUGCUAAUGACAUGUAGCGUGACUGCUGGGAUGUACUGAAACUACUUGAAUAACUCCCAGUGAUUUCUAUCCCUCUAUCAAUUAUUCAAUUUUCAUGUAGUUUCUCCAUAAGCUGUGCAAAAAGAAUCUGUAACAAUGAUUCUCUGUAAAUGUUUAAUUAAAAAUAAUGAUGUUUCAGUAAAAGGCAGUGUAUUUAGCUAAUUACAUCCAUUUUGCCUCUUGUGAACUAUUUAAAAUUAAUUCACAGGAUGUACAUAUCACUGGCUAGGCCAGCAUUUAUUGUCUGUCUGCAAUUGCCCUUGAGAAGCUGUUCUAGAUUUUGAGCCACUAUCAAUGAAACAGCAGUGAUGUAGUUGGUGUGGGUUGGAGGGGAACUUGCAACUGGUGAUGUUUCCAUAUUCUGGCAGCGCUUGACCUUUUAGGUGAUAGAGGUCAUGGGUUUGGAAAGGGCUGUACAACAGAGUCUUCAAGAGUUGUUAAAGUGCAUUUUGUGAGUGAUACACAUUUCUGCCAUUGGUUUGGUACUGUGGGAGAAUAAAUGUUGCAGCUAUUGGAUAGAGUGCCAGUGCUGCUUCAUAGAUGAGUGGCACUGGAGAUCAGGCAAGUGGAAUAGACACCGUCCGACUUGUGCGUUUUAGAUGGUAAACAGGCAUUAGAGAAUUGGAUGGUGGGUUGCUCAGCAGAGUUCCUAGCCCCUCUCCUGCUCUUGUUGCCAUGAUAUUUAUAUGACCGUUCACCUUCUCGGCCCAAAUCUGAAUGUUGUCUUAGUCUUGCUACAUAUGUACGCUGCUUCAAUAUCUGAGGAGUCACAAAUAAUUCUGAACAUUGUGCAACCAUCAGCAAACAUCCCAUCUUUGACAUAAUGAAAAGAAAGUCCUUGAAGCAGCUGAUGAUGGCUGGGCCAAAGACACUACUGUAAGGAACUCUUGCAGUAUUGUCCUUGGACUAAGGCGCUUAACCUCCAACAUCACAACAAUAUGCCAUUGAGUUAGGAAUGACUCCAACCCAUGCAGAAUUUUCCCCUGAUUCCUAUUGAUUCCAGUUUUGUAAGGGCUCCUUGAUGCUGUAUUUGCCCAAAUUCUGCCUUGGAUGUUGGGUAGUAACCCUUUCUUCCUCUGUUGUGUUCAGUUCUCUUUUGUCCAUAGUUGGACCAAGGUUGCAUGAGUUCAGGAGCUGAGUGGGCCCAGUGCAACCCAAGCUGAGCGUCAGUUAGCAGGUUCUGUUGAGUGAAUGCCAUUUGCUUUCAGUGUCCACAUCCAUAAAUUUGGUGAUCAAGAUUAACUUGGUAGAAUGAUAAUUGGUUUAGAUUUGUUGUGCUUUUUGUGCACAGGACAUACCUGGGCAGUUCUCCACAUUCCUAGGUGAAUGCCAAUGUUGUGACUGUAUUGAAUUAUCUUAGCAAGUUGCAUAGCUAAUUUUGGACACAAGGUUUCAGUACUAUUAGCAGAAUGUUUUCAGAGCCUAUAGCCUUCACAGAAUCCACUGCCUUCAGUCAUUUCUUGAUAUCCUGAUGCACACAUACGCGCACACACACACUGCAUUGCACCCAGCUUGGUAAGAAAAGAUUAGUUGCCUAUUUAUAUUAAUGUGUAUAUAUCUAUACUUAUCUGUCACAAGGCAUUAAGUUUGAACACAAAUAAAAACAAGUUUUGGCCUCUGGCAACUGACAGUAUAAAUGACAUGUAAAUAAAUGUUUGAGAGCAGAUGUGUGGAUGACUGGCUUGAUGGCCAGGACAUAUACAGCCAGAAUAUGGCUUCAAAUUGUAAUUUCCACACUUUGUGGAUUCCAAGAUGUUCGGGUUUGGAUCUGCAAGAUUCUAAAUAACAUUCAUGUUGGUGCAGUUUCCAGUAGAUCAGCAUUGAAUCUUAGUGAAAAUAUUAAUAAAUGGAGCUAUGAAUGCCUUUUAGGAGAGCCUCAUUCUAAGGCUCUGUCAAAAAUGUCACCACUAAUAAUAGUAAUAUUGCAUUUUAGAUAGUUGCAGUAGUUAAGAUUUCUAAUAUCUGUCAUAGGGUGCCAGGCAUCAUUAUUCAUCCCUAAUUGCCCUUGAAAAUGUUCUUUACAGCUACCUCCUUGAGCGGCUUACUUGCCGGCUUAAGAUUCAGUCACAUUGCUCAGCAGGUCCAGCAGCAUUUAUGAAGAAAAAAAUCAGAGUUAACGUUUCAGGUCCGGUGACCCUUCCUCAGAACAUUACUGUAGGCCUGGAGUCGCUUAUAAGACCAUCAUUAGCCAGCAGGUUUUCUUCCCUAAAGAGCAUUAGUAAAUGAUUGGGUUUUUAGUACCAAUCUGAUACUUUCAGCAAUGGUAAUCAUUCAACUAAUCUUUUUAUUACAGAUAUACUUAAGUGUCCUUCAGUUCCCCAGUUGCCAUGAUGAAAUUUAUGCUGCUGUCUAGUUGCCCUACAAGAACUCUAUGCCAGUUGACCAUUAUUGGCAGAAAACUAGUAUCAGUUUUGUUCAGGAAUGGAUGCAAUUUUAAAUUAUAAUUGAAUCAUACAAACUCAAAACAUACUCUGUUCCUUCUGGCAUUGUAUCUAGGCCCAUUACCAGAUCGGGAAGUGAACCUUUUGUCUCUCCCAUCUGGCAUAUGGCAAUUACCUACAUUAAUGGCACUGUCUAACCCAUAGGCAUUACAUUUUAAGUUGAGAAUCACUGCCAUACAAAAAAAAAUUGAAAUAUGUUGACUCCUAGUUUGAAAUUUGUUAAUAAACCUAUUGCUGGAAUGGAUAGAUUGUCAUUCUGUUGUUUCUUGGCAAGCAUAUUACACAAUAAGGAGCAUAGUCCAUGUUUAAAGAAUUUUUGAAGGUUUUCACAAUUGGCAGUAUCCAGUUUUUGCUUUGGUUAUCAAAGAUGGUAAUGUUGGAGUGGCUAUUGUCAAAAAAUAUUUUUCUCAUUCAUUUGUUAAAGAUCUGGGCUUAUCCCUUGAAAACAUCAAAUCGUUAGGAUGCCAAGAAAACUGCAGGGAAAUUUGUGGUUUGUAUUAAUGCUAUAUUUGUUGAAACGUAUUGAAAGUGAGUUUGCACUAAAGCCCGGAAUUAGUAAGCAGUGCAACUGUCUAUAUUUCAAUUUCAAGAGAAGGGAUGUGGUAUUUAUAUUUUAUUUUAAACAAAUACUUUUAGAGCCCACAAAGCAUUUAUACACAUGGGAGAUAAUUUCCCUCCCCACGCCACAUCUUAUAAUAACAUAUGCUGAACUAAAUUUUGCACUAAACUGAUUAAUCUUUGAUCAGUUAAUGGUUUGGUUGAUAUUGGGUUUUCAAUUGGAGGUUUAAAGGAGAAAAGGAAUGCUGGAAGAUGGAAAUAGAAAUGCUUUGCUGAAAAUAUAUAGAUUGUCAAUCAACAUCUGAAAAUGGAAAACUAUGCUUAAAAGUUUCUCUUAUCAGAAACCUGGUAGAUGUUCGAUUUAGACCCAGAUUAAAAAGUGUUGACGGCUCACAUUGCACCAGUCGCACAACGUAAUACAAAUCUUUCAUCGUACAGCCCACGUUUGUUAGGUGAAAGAAUUUACCCUGAUCUUUGUGCUGUCAAAAUCAGCAUAUCUAUAUGAUGCAGCCAAUUCAUAAUGAAUGUUAAUUGCAAGUUUGUAUAAUUUGGUGUAAAAUGUCUAGUUUUACCAUUACUUACAAGUCUAGAAUGUUCUUUUAAACUAUUGACAAACACUUGUUUAUGUUCAUUUUGCAAGCCAGUAAAUUAUUUUACUUUUGUUGGCAUUUUAGCAUUCUUUCAAUAUGUGUGGUGAAAACACUUGAAGCUCAUCUUUGGACAUUGGUGCACUGCAGGCUGUUAAGUGUGGUUGACGUGUGUAUGUUUUAAAGAAAUAAUACUGUGUGGAAUUUACUUUGGCUGUUCAGACAUUAUGAAGUUUAUUUAUUGAUCUGUGCAUUGAGAUCUCAUCUGCUUACAGAGCUGUUCACGUCUUGAAUCUGCAUGAAACUGGCUUCAAUAAAGUGUCAGAAAUGUAUUUUGUCAAAUAUAAAUAAACAAAUUUUAAGUA
Molecule: messenger RNA, 9054 nt
Organism: Rhincodon typus (whale shark)
Lineage: Eukaryota; Metazoa; Chordata; Chondrichthyes; Orectolobiformes; Rhincodontidae
Product: protein phosphatase 1 regulatory subunit 12B
Exons: 17
Coding region: 7-2415 (802 amino acids)
Biological process (GO): signal transduction
Cellular component (GO): Z disc; cytoplasm; A band
Molecular function (GO): phosphatase regulator activity; enzyme inhibitor activity; protein kinase binding
Source: RefSeq, a predicted model, not a curated record